AUGGAAAACCAGCAAGAAUAUGACGACCCGUUCUCGGCCAUAGGCAGUGGUCUGAGAGGGUUCUUUCGCUCAUUGCCAGGGCAUGGUAUUGUGAUGCGCUACAUUGCGAGUAGCUAUCAAAAAGACCCUAUCCGUUCGCUCCUCGAGUUGAUUCUCUUCAUUUUUGCGGUGCGCACGAUUUUGCAGAACCGCACGCGAAGCGGACAGUCGACGUCCAACUAUGUACAGUUGAGCGAGAGCGAGAUCGACUACCUUGUCCAGGACUUUGAGCCAGAGCCACUUUGUCAGCCGCUGACAGAGACAGAGAAGCACGACCUGGAAAGCGUGCCCAUGAUUGUGGGCCACACGGGCCCCCACGUAAAAGUCACUGCAACAUGGCUCAGUGGAACACAGCCAAAAGACGUGAUCAAUAUGGCAAGCUUCAAUUUUGCUGGUUUGGUCAGCGAUCCCGACAUGAGCAAGCAAGCGCAAAAAAUUCUGCGUGAUUACGGCGUGGGCAGUUGCUCUCCCCCUGGCUUCUACGGUACGAGUGACAUGCACAUGCGCCUUGAAAAAGAGCUUGCGCGCUUUGUGGGAAAAGAGGAUGCAAUCAUCUACAGUCAGGGAUUCUCUACUGUUUCGGGCGUCAUUCCCGCAUUUAGCAAGCGCGGCGAUAUCAUUGUCGCCGACGCUGGCGUGAAUUUUGCCAUUCAACAAGGACUGCAACUCUCGCGCAGCACGGUGUACUGGUACAACCACAACGACAUGGACUCGCUCGAAUCGCUCCUAAAGCGUGUUCAGGAGCAGCAGGACAAGAGCGACGGUCCCCUCCGGCGGCGCUUUAUCGUAACCGAGGGAUUCUUUGAGUCUGACGGCACCUGCUGCAACCUGCGCAAGAUUGUCGAGCUGAAGAAGCGCUACCGUUUCCGCCUAUUCUUGGACGAGUCGUACAGCCUCGGCGCGCUUGGCCCCACAGGCCGUGGCAUUACCGAGGCACAGCAGGUGAGUGCCGACGAUGUCGAGUUUAUCAUCGGCAACAUGGCGAUCGCGUUUGGUUCCAGCGGCGGUUUCUGUGCCUCGUCCUCCUUCGCGGUAAAGCACCAGCGCAUCAAUGGCCUCUCCUUCGUUUUCUCUGCGGCUAUGCCCGUGAUGCUCGCCACGGGCUCCAUGCUGGCGAUGCAAAAGCUGAGCAUGCACGCCGAGCUCAUGACCAGACUGCGCGAAAACGUGAACAAGGUGCGCGCAGUGUUGACCAAGAUCGAGAGCAUCUAUAUCCCGAGCGACCCUGACAGUCCGCUGAUCCAUAUCCAGGUACGCAGCAAGACAAACGCGCUGCAGGACCACUUGGCCCCUCCGUCGCCAAACUCGGUUGAGAAUAUGCACGACUUGAGCAUCAAGGAGCAGGAACAACUCCUCCAGCAGAUUGUGGAGCGGGCACUGAACAGCGGUGUGAUGCUCACACGCUCGAGGCGCCUGCCCAACGUCAUGCAUGCGAGCCAAUACCUCCACGCAGGUCCGAGCAUUCCGCUUGCCGUCAGUGCUGCCUUCAGCGCCACCGACGUUGCAAGCGGCGCGGAUAUUGUGCGUGGGGCUAUUGUCAGUGUGCUUGGUGAUCGCCGUUAG
Malassezia vespertilionis is the source of this 1602-nucleotide messenger RNA. RefSeq names its product serine C-palmitoyltransferase (gene LCB1). Gene Ontology annotation, cellular component: endoplasmic reticulum. Gene Ontology annotation, biological process: ceramide biosynthetic process; sphingosine biosynthetic process. Bases 1 to 1602 code for a protein of 533 amino acids. The record is from RefSeq and is a predicted model, not a curated record. NCBI's taxonomy places the organism in Eukaryota, Fungi, Basidiomycota, Malasseziomycetes, Malasseziales, Malasseziaceae. The transcript has a single exon. Gene Ontology annotation, molecular function: serine C-palmitoyltransferase activity; pyridoxal phosphate binding.